Acipenser ruthenus (sterlet) is the source of this 3625-nucleotide messenger RNA. Its product is annotated as tripartite motif-containing protein 16-like. Lineage: Eukaryota; Metazoa; Chordata; Actinopteri; Acipenseriformes; Acipenseridae. The record is from RefSeq and is a predicted model, not a curated record. Bases 1771 to 3165 code for a protein of 464 amino acids. Gene Ontology annotation, molecular function: protein binding; zinc ion binding. The transcript has 4 exons.
GUGGGAUCAAAUAAAAGCAGGUUUUUCACAUCUUCAGCGUGCCCAGCUGGCACGAGCCUGUGAGGCUCUGUUGUCUUCAGAGCUCAAGCUCGGGUUCAAAUGAUUUCAAUCGCUUCUCGACUCUGGGAUCAAGCUAUCAGACACUUCCAGAUGGUUAGUCAAGCUGACAGCCCCUAAAAGACUAAAACAUCCCAUUUAAAACACAUGAAAGCCCUGUGCAGCCAGUCUACCGUAUAUCCGUGACGUGUGGUGGUGACUGAAAAUAUAUAAAAAAAUGAUCUGAUCUUAAAUGAAAAGAAAGACAAAUAUCAUGCUAUUUGGUUCGGAGAAAAUGAUACAAAAUACUAGUUCAAAUUUCUCUCUUGUUACUCGUAACACCACAGCAUUGGAGAGAGCCGACACUUUUAAAUAUCUAGGGGUUUAUAUUGACACAACUCUUCAAUUUGAUAAACCCAUUAAAGAUGUAUGUAGUAAAAUUGGAAGGAAGCUUGGAGGAUUGUGUGGUCAGCGCCACUGUGUAAGCUUUACAGCAAGGUUUAAAUGAGUUACUUGUGUUCCCUAUUCUAGACUAUAAUGAUGUGAUGUGCGGGUCUGCUAGUGAGGAAUCGCUGAAGAAGAUCGAUACAAUGUGUAACAGGAUGUGUAUCUGUGUGCUCCCGUGUACUCCGCUAGCGCAUCACUGCAGCGCGUAUUCUACAUUAAACUUGCUAUCGCCUGCUAACACAAGGAAUUAUCACUGGAAUCGGAUUCUCUUUAAAGGGGCACACAACACAUUACCAGUUUAUUUAAACAGCUUGUUUCUGAGUUUACCUGUAAAUACAGCCUAUCGUAAUGUCUGAGACACACAAUACUUUAAUAUACCGACUGGGAAAAGUGCUGCGGGAAGAAAGUCUUUCGUUUUGUUCUGCUGCUACAGACUGGAAGCUGUUACCCGCAGGACUGAGACCUGACAUCUCCUGUGGGAAUUAAAAAAACAAACCCUGUUGUUCUAGUGCUUAAACAGGCUUGUGUGUGCGCUGUGUAAAUCUGAGGUGUACUUUGUGUAUUGUCUUGUCGUUAUGCGUUUAUAUUAUUUUUAUUUUUGAAACCUGUAACCUGCUGCUGUUAUUUCCAGCACGCCUUUGUAAACGAGCUACUUGUAGCUCACAUGGCCUUCCUAAAUAAAGAAUUAAAAAUCAAAUAAAUAAAUAAUAAAGAGCGCGUCACGUUUACGGUUAUAACCGCACUGAAAUAUACUGGCUUUAAAACAAGAAAAGACAAACGAUGCAGCUGCGCAGCAGAGACAAGAGAACGAGGCAAGCGCGUUUAUUGUUUGGAAAGGAACUGUAAUGUUAUUACUGCCAUUAAAAGCUAAACGCGUUCUAUUACCUCGUUAUUGACUAAAGUAAUAUUAUUACAGUAAGGCGUUACUAAAGUAACGAGAUGCCGUUCAAACCGUCAUCACAAACAUACGUGUAACAGAACAUUCCUUAAUUUUACAUGUUAUAGAUUUGGGGCUAAAACACAAAGUCAGACUCUUCAGCCCUGAUAUUAAACAGUUGUUAAUAUCAGUUGCUUCAUUCCUAAUCUUAACAUUGUAAUAUUUGUUGGGGGAUUUAGAAACAGUUUCAUAGAAUAUCUGAUUCGUCAGUUUCUGCUCCCCCUGCUUGUCUAAACCUGGCCUCAGUCCCAAACCCCGCCUCUCAGAGCUUUACACAACUCCAGGAAAUCAGCGCAGUGAAGUUUCGUUUCUUGUGAAAUCGUCAGUCUCUCUGUCUCUCUGCAGCAAGAAUGGCUUCAAAAGUAUGGUCAGAGGAUCGGUUUAGCUGUUCAGUGUGUCUGGAGAUAUUGAAGGACCCAGUCGCUAUUCCAUGUGGACACAGUUACUGUAUGGGGUGUAUUAAGAACUACUGGGAUCAGACUGAUCAUACAGGUGUCUACAGCUGCCCCCAGUGCAGAAAGACCUUUACCCCAAGGCCUGAUCUGUGCAGAAACACCAUGCUGGCCGAACUUGUGGAGGAAUUAAAGAAGACAGGACUCAAUCCUCCUCCUGCUCAAAGUUAUGCUGGACCUGGAGAUGUGCCGUGUGAUGUCUGCACUGGGAGAAAGUUCAAAGCUGUGAAAUCCUGUUUGACGUGCCUGGCCUCUUACUGUGAAACACACGUCAAGCCACACUAUGAGGGGGCUGCUUUCAAGAGGCACAAGCUGAUCAAUGCAAUUGGAAAUCUGGAGCAGAAGCUUUGUGCUGAACACCAGAAGGUUUUGGAGGGGUUCUGCAGAACAGAUCAGACGUGUAUUUGUUGGCUGUGUGCAGAGGAGGAACACAAGGGUCAUGAUAUAGUCUCAGCUGGGACUGGGAAACAGAAGCAGCUGGGAGAGACACAGACAGAAAUACAACAGAGAAUCCAGGAGAGACUCAAAGAAAUUGAAGAACUGAAACAGGCUGUGGAGACACUGAAAAGAUCUGCAUGCAUAGAAAUAAAGGAAAGUGAGAAGAUCUUUACUGAGCUGAUCCGAUCCAUUGAGAAGAUCCACACUGAGGUUAUUGAGCUGAUUGGAGCUAACGAGAAGGCUGCAGUGAAUCAGGCUGAAGGACGCAUGAAGAAACUGGAGCAGGAGAUUGCUGAGCUAAGGAGGAGAAACGCUGAGCUGAAACAGCUUUCAGAGACAGAGGAUCACAUCCAUUUUCUACAGAAUUUCCAGUCUCUCUGUGCCCCUCCUGAAGCUGGAGACUUACCCAGCGUUACUGUCAAUACAGACAUCUCUUUUGGGGCUGUGAGGAAAGCUGUAUCUGAACUUAAAGACCAUAUUGAGGAUUUCUGCAAGGGGGAAUUAGUCAAAAUAACCACAACAGGUUGGUGUGAAACAGAUUCAUUUGGUAGAGAAUUCUCAAAUAGACCAUGGCUUGAGGAGGGGCAUGACUUGCAAGACAUUAAUAAAGACCUCUUGCAGAUUGUUGGCUAUAUGAAUAUUGCAGCAGGGAGGAUGGUAAAUGGAGGAGGGAGCAGGGAGGAGGGAGGAGGGAGCAGGGAGGAGGGAGCAUGGAAGAGAGAGGAGGCAACAGGGAGGAGAAAACAUGGAAGAAGGAGCAGGAAGGAGGGAGCAGGGAAUACAGAGGAGGGACUGAUGAAGCAGGGAGGAGGGAGCAGGGAGGAGGGAGUGAUGUGUGGAUGGAGCAGACAAUGACUGCUGCAUGUUUGAUGCACAAGGGUGUCCUAAUAUGGACACCGUACUGUUGGGUAAAGAUAUAUGAUGGAGAGGAAGGAACACAAGACUCCAGUGCAGUGGCAGACAUGUUCACAUUGACUUUGGCUGCUGCACUGAUACAGAAGAAAUACAUAUUCAUUGUAAUCAUGAACAUCUUGAAGUACGGAUUUUUACAUCCUGAAAUGCCGUGAAUAAGCCUUGUUUCUUUUCAGAUUGCUGUUUGGAGUCUUGUGUGUGUUGUGUAUUAAUCCACAUGUUUCAAUUCUAUUUCUCUCUCUUUUUUCUGGCCAGUGAAUAAAGUUGCAGUUUACAGUCUGCAGGCUCCAGAGCCAAGGAACAGAGCUGAGUUUUUAAAAUGUAAGUCUGUUUUCACUGAAACAUUUGAUUGAAAGAUGUGUCACUCCAUUGUGAGAAGAGCCAACACUACAGAACAGGGAGG